AUGGAGUCAAAAGGUGAGCAUGUGCGACAUCCCUUGAUGCUGCAGCCAUUUGGGGUCGAUUGCAGUCUUUCUGACUUCACAGUUUGCAAAAUGGGACAUUACGAAGCCGGUGGUCCAACUUUCCCCCGAGCUUUGCCCAUGAAGAUCCGAAUCCAGGGAGUUUCCGGCCGGCUCCCGGCAGGCAUUGAUGCUGGCAACUUCCAAGCGGCUCUCUUCUGGUCCAACGUCGACGCCAUCACAGAGAUCCCAUCCGACCGCGACAUGGACGCUGGCUGCAUCCUCAUCCAGGAUGCGUGGACCAUGGCCGUCUACGAAGCUGGCAACGCUGCCGGCUUUUUUGCGCAUGGGCAUCGGUUGCAGAACGUUGCCGUGAUGGCAGGGUCCAUGAAUCUGGACAGCAACCUUGAGUGGGAUGGCGAAAGUUGCGGCGGCUUCACCGCCGCCGGGAACGCCUCCUCCAUGAUUUGCGGUGUCAUCUCCCAUGUUCUGGACUUCCGCGGGGCCUCCCUCUGUGUCGACACAGCCUGCGCUUCGGGGCUCUCGGCACUGGCCUUGGCGGUGGCCGAGGUGGGCCAGGGACGUGCCGAAGGGGCCAUUGCAGUCGGAGUGAACGCCAUCCUGAAUUGGAAGACGACGUAUGCUUUGGCCAAGGCGGGGAUGAUCUCCGACCGCUGCCGCAGCUUCGACAGGCGCGCCAAAGGUUAUGGCAGGGCCGAGGGGGUGGCGGCGGUGGCCAUCCAGAGCUAUGCUACCGUGUCAGGCUGCACCCAUGCUGAGCUCCUCGGCAUCCACCAGAACAACGACGGCCGCUCGGUGACUCCCAUCACACGACCCUCUGCUGAGCAGCAGAAACGGUGCAUGAGCGCCAUCUCGACUGGCGAAGCCUUGGCAGCAGUGGAGUGCCACGGGACGGGGACGAAGGCCGGCGAUCCGGUCGAGAUUUCUUCUGUCCAAGCGGUCUUCGGGCAGUCGGCAUCAUCGGGUGCCCUCUGCAUCGGAGCUCUGAAGGCGAACAUCAAUCACACAGAGUCGACAGCUGGCCUGGCAUCGCUUCUGAAGUGCUGCCACGUGCUUGCGUGUCAGGGCAUGUUCGCACACGGUGGGGGCCACUGGGCACCCGAAACGAGCAUUGAUGUGGGGGCACUAUCCCUGAGUGACGAAUUUCAGCACAUCGAGGCCCGGCCGGUGGGAGUGAACUCCUUCGGAUUCAGUGGGACCAACGUGCAUGCCCAGCUCCAGCCGGCCCACGAGGAUGGCAGGGAUGGAGGGAGGCCGCAAGCAUCUGGAGACCAGGUCCUGCUCAUCUCCAGCAAAACCCUGGAGGGUCUGGAGCGGCAGCAAGAGAAGCUGCGAGGGGCGCUGCAGGAGCCGGGCCUCUCAGCCACCGAUGUGCAGGAGCUGGCAGGACAGUCGGCGCGCCAGGAAGCCCACGGCCACCGCAAAGUGGUGCUUGUCUCUGAGGCCCAGGAUGUGAAGGAGGUGAAGGAGCUUCUGGAAGCCGAGGCUUCAGGUGAUGAAGUGCCCAUGGUCGUGAUUGUGGCUCCCGGAAAUGGGUGCCAGACUCCGAGGCUGUUGCUCUUUCCGCCCGCACAGACGCUUUUCCAGGAGUUGAAGGAGGCAUUCAAGCUCCGAGGCAAAGAGGUGGAUUGGGAGGCCCUGGUGUCGGGCGAGGAGGUGCCAAAGGAGACCUUCCAGCAGCAGGUCAUGUUGUUUGCUUAUUCGAUUCUGGCUUCAAGCUUGGUGUUGCACGCUGGCCUUAAGCCCUACGCGGUGAUCGGACACAGCGCAGGCGAAUUACCGGGUGCCUACUUGGCAGGCGCUUUUGACCUCCAAAGCUGUGUGGAUCUCCUGCUGGCGAAGAUUGGGAGUCCUCACACGCAAGAAGGCACCAUGGCAGUCGCCAGGAACGUGGAUGUCCAGGACGUGGAGGCGGCCCUCACCGAGUUCAACGCAUCCGCGGACCCUCACGAGAAGGUUCACAUCGCCGCCGAGAACAGCAGCCAGUGUUGCACGCUGACGGGGCUCGACAGCUCCCUGGCGCAGGUGAAGUCCAAGCUCGGCUCUGCGAAGUGGCUGGACUUGAAGCUUCCGAUGGCCUAUCACCACCAAGAGCUUUGCAAGCCGGCUGCCGAUUUCUUCGAGGGUGCCUGGUAUCUUCAGCCGCAAGCAGACGAGGGGGCGAGAUGCAGAUUCUUUUCGACCGUAGAGGGGAAGGAAGUCCAGAUCAGCAAGCUGACGGUGGACUACUGGAAGCGGCACACGCUGCACCGCGUGCAGUUUGCCGGCGCCGUGCGCGCGCUGCUGCAAGCUGCUAGCGCCACAGGACAUCAAGUUCUCUUCCUAGAGCUCAAGAGCCAGAAUGCCUCCCACAUCAGAAACCUGGCGGAAGAGAUGGGGAGCCAAGCAACGGUGAAGGUGGAGGCUUUGACAGGAAAGCGCCCGGCGCCCUUGAGCAUCCAGAAAGCCUGCGCAGCGCUGUGGGAACGAGGCGUCGACAUUGACUGGCAGUGCCUCGUCCCCGGUGCUACUCGUGGCUGUCGGCUCAACCUGGCGCCCAUCCUUGCUGUGCAGUUCGACCGCAGCCAGGGCUGGGAAGUGAGGCACCGAGUGGAUGCGGAUGCUCCCAUACACGAGGCAUGCGCGCACGAGACUGGACACAAGGACGAUGCCAGCUGCUCGAGCAUCUCCACCAGAUCAGCGGUCAUGGAGCACUCCUCGGUGGAUGGCUCGCCGGUGUCGAUGGUGGGCUCCGAGCACAAGGUGGAGCUUGAUGCGGAACAGAUUCCAAUCCUCAGGCAACACCAGCGCAAGGGCAGGAGGCUUGUCCCCGGGGCGCUUCUCAUGGAGAUGGUUCUUCAGAGCCAAGGCUACCGCUUCUCUUCCUUGUCAAACUUCCGCUUCCAGCUUCCUGCAGGAGAAGGGGCUGUCAGCAUUCGGGUGCUGCAAGACCAGCACGCCACGAUCAAGAGUGCAGACGGCCAUUUCCAUUUUGCCGAGGGCUUCCUUGUGGAGCAGUGCUGCCAGACCGAACACUGGAACAAGAUCUCGAAGCAGCUCUCAUCCACUCAGAAGGGAUUCUUGGAGCAGCUCUGGCCGAGUAGGAUGACAGUCAGAGCCGAGACGCUGCUUGAAUUGCUGGCGCGCGGUGGCUUGCAGUAUGGAAGCGACCUUGCGAUCCAGGGCGAAGUGACGACAGCUGACUUCAACAACAGGUCAGAGCCAUGCUUCGCUCGGGCCCGUGUCCGGUGCCCCGACGCCCUCCGUGCAGGGCGGUGCAGUGGCGGGGCUGCUCUGCUGGAUCAGGCGCUGCAGGUGAGCUUGGGGCUUGCCCUGGCACGGCUUCCUGAAGACCUGCGUGCGAAGGGGGCGGUGCCGACGAUGGUGGAGCGGCUGACGGUCUUCAAUAAGGAGCUCUUCGAGAACAGCCCUUCUUUGCGAGUUGUUGUCAAGGUGCAUCCCCAAUUUUGCUCAGCCAUUUGCGCCAGCUUUGCCCUUGAGUCACUGGACGGUACGAUUGUGGUGGAAGCGAUCAACUUCUGGGGCAAACUGCUUUCUUCGAAGGCUGAACCCAUCCAUGAGUUGCUGUGGAACAUCGCAGAGACUCCGCUCUGCCACAGUGCCAUGGUUGCCGACGCUGGGAGGGCACGGACAGUUGCCGCUUUCAUCCAUGACAUGGAAUCCAGCCUUGUGGGCAAGCUCCUGGAGAAGGACCUCCUCCCGCAGUCCCAGAUCAAGCUUUUUGGUCCGGAGAAGCAAGGCGCCAGUGCCAGCCUCUCCUUGGGGCCCGAUGAAGUGGACCUCAUCCUCUUCGAGUGGACGACGGGCAUCAAUGUGGAAGACCGAGAUGCAAGCGAGAAGCUUCACCGGCAGCUUCGCCGAUUCCGCGAGGUGGUGCGCUGGUGCCUCAACCGGCGCUCGGUCCGUGUGGUGGUGCUGACGAGGGCUGCGCCCCAGUUUGCUGGGGGCAUCUCUGCAAAGCCUGGGCAGCCUGGGCCUGGGAUGUAUACGGCCAUGUGCAAGUGCCUCGUCAAUGAGGAUGUGCCAGGCCGUGGACGCCUCCACGCCAUCGAAAUGGCGGACGAGAUGGACGCCAGCAUCUCACAGCUGGGCAAAGUCAUUCUCCAACCUCCCGACGAUUGCUCCGAGCUCGUGAUACGUCAAGGCAUGGUGAAUCGGCUGGAGCUGCUUCCGCAGCCCCUUGCCUACGACAGCCUCAUCGCGGGAAGAAAGCAACGCCCGCCUGUAAGCUCCGACGGCAUCUAUCUCGUGGUUGGUGGAGCUCGCAAGACCGGCUUGUCUGCCCUGGUGGUGGAAGUGCUCGCUGGCAUGGGCGCCGGGAUGGUCAUCGUGAUCGGCCGCAGCAAGGCGGAUGGCGACUUCGAGGAGUUUGCCAGGGGCUUUAAGAAGACCAAGGUCUCGGCCGUCCAGGCUGACAUCACCCAGGUCGAGGCAUUGCGAGAGGCUUUGAGACGCCAUGGCGUUGAUGGCAAGCGGGUGAGGGGCAUCUUGCACGGUGCUGCCUGCUUCGACGGGGACAAGAUGUUCCGGCGCGUCUCAGACGAGUCCUUUGAUGCCACCCUGCGCCCCAAGGUGCAGGGAAGCCUCGCGCUGCUGGAAGCAGCCCGUCUGGAGGGCUGGAGUCUCCAGUUCUUCACCUUUUUGAGCUCCGUGGUGGUUGCCCUCGGCAACUAUGGGCAGGUGGCCUACGCAGGCGCCAAUGGCUACCAGGCUGACCUAGGCACACACCUCUCGCAGCUCUCGAAGGAGGCUUCGGAGGCUGCAAGUUCCAGGUGA
Molecule: messenger RNA, 4794 nt
Organism: Symbiodinium natans
Lineage: Eukaryota; Dinophyceae; Suessiales; Symbiodiniaceae
Source: the annotation of a GenBank genome assembly